This is a messenger RNA of Pelodiscus sinensis (Chinese soft-shelled turtle), 3371 nucleotides long. Lineage: Eukaryota; Metazoa; Chordata; Testudines; Trionychidae. The record is from RefSeq and is a predicted model, not a curated record.
CCCGUGCGCACCUCCGGCUCAAGGAUCUUUACGCAGAUUCACUCUGGAGGCUGACAUGACAGAGCUGCUCUAACGCCUUUCUCCUGUGUAUCCAGCGGCACAAGGAAGAAGAGUGGAGCGAGCAACAUGGAAGCACACGGGGACGAGCAUUUUGGCGUGUCAUUGAAAUCAGAGUGCAAACUGAUGGCUGGCCGCUUGUGUGCAAACUACUGAAGAAAGCCCAGAUACUAUCGUGCUGUGGAAAUGCAUGUGGGAGAUCACACAAACGAGGAUUCCUGGAAUUUAACGGUGAAUGCAGACAUUUGUUUUGUUGUAAAAAUUGACCCACAGAAGACCAGCUAACGGUUGGGAAGGAGCAUUUGGGAUAUAAGCGUUUGAGUAACCCUCUGUGGCAACUAUUCAGAAACAAGACAAGAGUCUGGAAGGAUUUACAAGCACUGUCAAUACAAAAGACUAUUAAAAAGAAACUGCUUAAUGAGGGAGGAAAUAACUAGAUAGGUGGGAGACUGGAAAAAGCGGAAAAGACAGAGAAAUUAAGGAAUUAUGUGUGUGCCUGUAUGCUAAGUAUACAUUUAAAUACUAACAAAGAGUAAAAUAGUUCCAAUUUAGGGUAGUGUACAGUUUUUCUAGCAAAAACAAAACUUUUUUUAGCGUUUUUGAAUUGCAGACAUUUUUUUUAAAAAGUCACCACAUGUGAUUUGGGUUUGGAAUUAAGUGGCUCCUCCCUGAUGUAAAGAUGUCAACAGGAUUUAUUAGAAAUUAUGAUCACUUAAACUCUCAUACAUCUUAUUUGCUUUCUGCCCCUAUUCGGACCCGGUUCCUUCUUGUCUCCAGAGAGAAGUGGGUCGGAGAAAAAUCUGUUUAAAAAUAUCAUCCCCGUUUGUGUCCGUCUUCUUAAAUGAUCCAAAAAACCAGUCCUCCACUGCUCCAGGCUCAAGAUAUAGGAGACAAGAUGGAAACACUAAUGACGCAUCCAGUGUUAAAGGCCUUUGUGUGUGGUUCCAUCAGUGGAACCUGCUCCACCCUUCUCUUCCAGCCCCUAGAUCUGCUGAAAACCCGUCUGCAGACCCUGAAGCCUUCCGUCAAUGGAUCAGGUCAUGUUGGGAUGGUAGCUUUGUUCAUUAGGGUUGUUCGUACUGAAAGCCUCCUGGGGCUCUGGAAAGGGGUUUCACCAUCCUUCGCAAGAUGUAUUCCAGGGGUUGGGAUUUACUUCAGCACCUUGUACACAAUGAAGCAGUGCUUUUUCUCAGGUCGCUCCCCAACAGCCCUAGAGUCUGUCUUUCUGGGUGUUAGCGCCCGUACAGUAGCAGGAGUUUGUAUGUUGCCUGUAACCGUGGUGAAAACACGAUAUGAGAGUGGGAAGUAUGGCUAUGAGAGUGUAUAUGGAGCCUUGAGGAAUAUUUAUCGGACAGAAGGCACCCGGGGCUUGUUCUGUGGGCUGACAGCAACGCUCCUGCGCGAUGCACCUUUUUCUGGCAUCUAUUUGAUGUUCUACACCCAGACCAAAAAAGUUAUGCCUCAGGACCAGGUGGAUCCAGCUCUGACCCCCUUGGUGAACUUCAGCUGUGGAAUCUUUGCUGGAAUCCUGGCCUCACUGGCUACACAGCCUGCGGAUGUAAUCAAAACCCACAUGCAGCUGACACCUGAAAAAUACCGCUGGAUGGGGCAGGCCAUUGCCUCAAUCUUCAGGGACUGUGGAUUGAUUGGCUUUUUCCGUGGUGGAGUCCCCCGUGCCUUGCGGCGCACUCUGAUGGCAGCGAUGGCAUGGACUUUAUAUGAGCAGAUGAUGGCAAAAAUGGGACUCAAAUCUUGAAAGACUUUUAGUAGAGACCACCAGUCUAAGCCCUUCUUCUGCUCACAGGGAUCAGAUGGAGAAACUGGUGAUAUCCCAGUUGUGCUUGGGUGGACCUUUGUUCCACUGUGGUAGUGAUACAAUUUCGGACCAGGAGAGGACCAGACUGCCAAACAUGCCCUCUUUAACACAGGUACAAGUGGAGGGGAGAAAACUUUCACCAUGAUCUUCAGAGCAAAGAAUUUCAGGAAGACUGUACCAUUUAACUUCCUUGGCAGAUGAGAAGGUUUUGGGGUCCUAUGAACUGCAUGGUUACAAUAAAGAUUGUUCAAAGAAACGCCUUUAGAAUAGUCCUAUGUGCCCUGAGAAGCCUUUGCAUAGAAGCCAGCUGAGGAAUUUGGGGAAGAAGUGAUUGGACUUUGGACUACAGAGCUAAGCAACUUUAUAUGCUGGUGGUGUGCCCACUCUAUGAUUGGAGGCCAUGUGACAUGCACCCUGUUACCUCUCAGUGCACCCAAGGAAAAUGCACCAAAGAGACUGCUACAAGGGGUACAGCAUAACCAUUUGUUUCAGAGCUUGCAUAUUAUAUUAAUACAUGCAUUAGAGUGGCAGGGGGGAAAUGUGUGACUAAAAGGAAUGCGUGGACAUGUGCUCUUGCCAUACUUUGCACGGUAAUUUUGAUAUUGGAUAUUGUCAUUGAGAUUCCCGAGAACCACCUCUGUUGUGGCUUGCAGCCUUUAUGCCUCUUCCCUUGUGCUUUAGGUUGAAUUUCCCACAACAUGACCCAGAGUCUUAGAAGAAAACAUUUCCCACUGGCUUUAUUCUUUGCCUUAGCGGCAUUUGUUAUGUCUACUUACAUGACUCCUAUGGCAGGGCAAAAACACUGACUAUCUUGACAUAUGACUUCUAGAUGAGAGGUAGAAGGACAGAAAAUGGAUUUGCAAAAUGGAAUCUUUUUUAAAAUUCCAUUUACAGCCUCUCUGUACAAGCUGUUUUUCUUGCACUAUUUAAAUUGAACUGUGGCUUUGGACCACUAUUCAAGUUUAAUUACUGUGGAGGUAAAUGCAUCUGUAAUAAAACAUAUCAUGUAAGAAGUUUGUAUUCUACACUGUCAGUUACAUCUGUGGCUGCAAAAUGGACUAGCAUCAACUCUUUCCUCCCAAGUGAGGGGGAUGUUUAGGUUUCGUGUCAGAGCCUUUCUCUCUCUUGUUUUUAAAACAUGGGGACAAUUAGGAAACAGGUGGCAAACAAACUCCCCAGUGUGCUAGGGACAGCUACAUUGCCUUUGUUUGUGAGCAGUUCUGUGGAGCAAUGAGGACAAACAGCCUUAUGGGAAAUUGCAGGAGAGAUAGGUUACAUCUAGAUGGCAAAAGAAUAAAACAUCCCCCUCUAGUAAAUUUUAGAGCCCAGCUGAAGUGAUUGCAGGCUUGUGUUUUGGGGCUAAAAAUAGCUGUGUAAGUAUUUGGGUUUGGAGACCCUUCCUACUCACUGGGGGUAUGUCUACACUACAGCGCUAGUUCGAACUAACUUAGUUCGAAUUAGUUAAUUCGAACUAAGCUAGUUCGAACUAACGCAUCUA